Molecule: messenger RNA, 729 nt
Organism: Microthlaspi erraticum
Lineage: Eukaryota; Viridiplantae; Streptophyta; Magnoliopsida; Brassicales; Brassicaceae
Source: the annotation of a GenBank genome assembly
AUGAGUGAGGCAUUUGAUCAAAUGCAAAUGGUCAAGGAUGUUAUGGCCAACAGUGAUAAAGUUUCAGAGGUCCUGAAGGAGUCUACUCAUCAGUUCAACCUGCUUACUUCACCACUUUCCUACCAAAGAGAAGCUAGGCAUUGCUGGAGCUUGCAGCGCCCUACUACUUCAAUCAUGUUUGGAGAUGCAACUUCUAAGUCUCCUCUUGGUGUGUUCAAGAACUAUCACUUGAAAAUUGGAGAAUGCAUCAUCCAAACUGAUCUCACUGUGAUGGAAAUGGAAGAAGAGAAGGAUCUACCUCUGCUAUUGGGAACCCCAUUCCUUAGUACAGUUGGCGCUUCAAUAGACUUUCACAAGCAAGAAGUGAUCCUUCACAAGGUGAAUAGUUUGGUGUCAUAUCGCUUGCAGCCUAGAGGUUCAGACUUUUGUGCCACAAUUGAAGCACUCUCAGUUCUAAGAGCUCAUGAAGCUACAAAGGUUGUGAAGGAAAGGUUGACAAAGAACCAAGAGUUGGAGAAGGAUAAGGAUGAGAGAGGACCAAGGAUUGAGAAGCCACGUCUUGAGAGGGCUAGAGUUGAGAAACCACGUUCUGAUAGACCACGAGCUGAUAGACUUGUUCAAGCCCCUUGUGUGCUUGAUGAAGAAAGCCUUCAAGCUUUGUUUGAUGAGCCACUAGGAAGGGCUCUAAAAGAAGGGGAGGAUGCAGCCUCUAAGGCACUUGUGGGAUAA